Messenger RNA from Caenorhabditis angaria, 1524 nucleotides. NCBI's taxonomy places the organism in Eukaryota, Metazoa, Nematoda, Chromadorea, Rhabditida, Rhabditidae. The record is from the annotation of a GenBank genome assembly.
AUGCUUGAUGGCAGAAAAAAUGCGUUUAAAAUUCCAGCGACAUUAUCAGAUGGCGAUUUUUGUAGUGGGACGAGGAAUAUUGGUUAGUUUUUUUUUCAAUUUUGGAAGCAUUUCAACGUGGUUCCAACAUUCCUGGACUAGGAAAUUUUUUUUCGAAAAUUCUGAAAUUUUACGAUUUUUUUCCAGAACUAAAUCAAAAUACCACAACAAAAUGCCGUGCAAAAAUCGAAAGCAUCGAAAAUUGCAAAUCUAAUAAAUUUCUCAAUUCAAAUAUGCUUUUCGGCCAGAAAAUUGCUGAAAAUAUAACAUUUCAGGGCUCAUUUUUCGAACCAAUUUCAAAUUCCAGCGGAUGUUUUGGAGUUAUUCAAACUGCCAAUAUUUAUUUUAUCAAAAACAUUUCAACAAAUUCUUUAUCUUCAGCUUUUGUAGAAAUUGUCUAUGAUUCGAUUAAAAUUGAAAAUUUUCAAAAUUUCGAGCAAACUUUCAAUAUAUUUUUCGUCGACGAAAAAAUCCAGCAAGGAAAAUUGGGAUAUUCUGAAAAUGAUGCAAUUUAUUCGGUUAGCGGCAUGGUUGCUGUCCCUUUAAAUUUACCAAUUUUGCAAAAUUGUUUGGGAACUGUUUCGGAAAAAAAUCAGGUUUUAUUCAAGCAAGAAAUUGCUGGAACUUGUUUUUUGGAGAAUUCGAAGAAUUGUGAAGAAGCUCGAUUUUUGGCCAAAAAAUUUUAUGAGCAAAUUUUUCCGAUGGAAAUUUUGAGUGUGCCUUCGGAUGAUGCUCAACCAGCGUUGGUUAAUAGAAUUAAUGUGACUUGGGAGGAGGUGAGUUGGUAGAUAGAUUUCUGUAGCUUAAAAUUUGAGAUUUUUUGAGUCCAAAAAAUUAUGAGAUGGAAUUUUUUUUUGAAAACUAAAUGUGCCCCCGCUUCAAACUUUUCUGGUAAUUUAGUUAGAAAAUUGGAUUUUUUUCCAAAAAAUAAUUUCUUCUGAAAAAUCUUUGAAAAUUAUUUUUAAAAAAAUUACUGUAAAGUUACGAAAAUCAUUUUUUUCUCAAAAAUCCCAAUUUUUUCUUCAGAAAUCGCCAUCUCAAAAAAGUUGUCGUCUGCCAGUUUCCUCCCGUUUUCUGAUUUAUUUCUCAAAACAAGGAACCAUCAAAAAUUAUCGAGAAAUAAUUGUUGGCGCAAGUUUUGAUCUAUCACUUGAUUAUGUAAGAUUAUUCUUUCAAAUAUGUAGUUCGGAAGAAAAAAAAUCGAAUUUUUCAGAUCGAUUACAAUCCAGGUCAAACAAUUCAUCUACCUCUAAUUGUAAAGUUCAGCGAUGUUACACCAAGUAAGUUACAGCAUGAGUUAUGACGUGGAAAUUAUAACUUAAUUUUUCAGAACCAAAAUCAGUUUUUGCUUCACUUCCUUAUAUCGAUAUUCGCCUUCCAAAUGAUUUUUUCUAUCCAUUUAUCCGAAAUUCUUCAAACAAAAAAACUACAGAAAAUUUCAUUUUUAUUAUUCUAAAUAUUUGUUUCUUCACGUUUAUUUAUUAA